CUUGCAGGAAUUCGGUUUUCUGGUUCCUGUACUAUAUCCCUGUUACAUCUGUGGAGACGCUAAGAUAGGCCUGUCGCCAAGCUUCCGUAGCAUUAGAUUCAUCAAGUCACGCCGAUACCCUUGUUGACGCCAAUACCAUGUUUAGAUUUGCCGUCGUCAUUUCAUUGUUGGCUGCGCCAGCACUAUGUCUUAGUGGCUUUCCAUCUGUGUGUCUUUCGGAGCCGCCAGUCAAGUUACAGGCUGGCAUAUCCGAGGUAUCCAUUAUCAUCGAGCGAGACGUUUCUGUCCAAUGCCAAGCUUCCAUUUAUUUCGAGGACCUGUCUCUCCCACUGCGGUUUUCCUUCCCAUCAGUUCAAUGCGCGGGCGCAGAAUUGGUAUCAUUUUUGGUACCGCUGGGAAUCACUUCCGGAAACGCAACCAUUAUAUGGCAAUGUGCAGGGCAGGUUCCAACCUGCAGUCAAGCUAUGAUAUCUGAUGGUGUUGCCGAUCAGUCAAUGAAGCUAGACUGGGCAGGACAAGUUGCUUGUGUCAGGGAGAUCCUGGAAACUAGCACAUCCUUGUUGACUGAGAUUGAGUCGUCCAGUACAAUCGUCCAGACGCUCAGAUCACUGAUCGUCGUGACGACCACCUCGUCGUUUAUGGCACCAACCAACACUCCAAGAGAAAUAGGCGCGCCGUGGAUAUCCUCGAACGCCUCUCAUGCAAGGUGUUCCGGGAUCCCUAUCCAGACCACCUCAGCCUACAUACCUGAAACGACAGGCGCCAAAUCCUUGCGAUUAAUUGCCAACGACUCAAUCACAAUUGCCCCCUCCGGCUCUGCAGUCAGCUCGGGGACACCUCAAGAUAGUACCAUUCCGUCCCUUUUGCCUGUCACCGCCGGUACUCGCAAGAAUAUACCUGGUAUGGCAUAUGGAGUCGUUGUGUUCUUUAUAUCACUACAUGCCUUUGCAACACUACUGCACGAUCCAGAAUAGAAUGACAUGUAAGCACAUGGUCAUUGCUUAUCGUUUAGGACUAACAUCCCUACACCGAAUCUUUUGCUGGAUAAUUUCGCCUGUCGCAAGUGUUU
Messenger RNA from Truncatella angustata, 1069 nucleotides. RefSeq lists its product as uncharacterized. Lineage: Eukaryota; Fungi; Ascomycota; Sordariomycetes; Amphisphaeriales; Sporocadaceae. Bases 138 to 974 code for a protein of 278 amino acids. The transcript is spliced from 5 exons. The record is from RefSeq and is a predicted model, not a curated record.